UUGAGUACACACCAAAACAGCGACACUCAAGCCAUGGAUGGCCUGGCCUGAGCAAGUGAGGUUGAGUUAGUCCGAGUCCUCCUUUAAAGGCCCAAAUCAGAGGCCAAGGCCAGCACAUAACGGCCUCAACUUGUGAAUUCGUGGGGCUGGGAAGGUUGUUAUUUGUUGUCAUUCCCGGUUUAAGUGAAACAGAGUGUAAUCUGUGGGUGGAUUCUCGAGAGAUGCCAAAGAGCGUCGAUCAGUCUCUCCUUCGACAUUGAUCCAACAAAGUGAUCCCCUGAUUCAUCAUGAGCACGAAUCUAAUGGAAAAGAUCUUGCGAUUUCACGCCCGCCGUCAAUCUGGUGGGCGUUCACCGAGUUCCUCCGGGUCAGAGAGCGGCGAAUCCAAUGCCCGCGUGCCUGGCGCUGUUCCGGCAAGUUCUCCCGUUUGUAGGCGGCUAUUUGAUGGUCAGCCUAAUCCCGAGGAAAACAUCCAGUUUGCCCGGGAACAGCUGGCGCGUGAACGGAGAGAGGCGGCAAGGCGGUGGAACUUCGAUUUUGAAAAUGAUCGUCCCCAUGAGGGUCGCUUUGAAUGGAGGCGCGAAAUAAUAGCCCUACCUUACAGGCGUCCCUCUCCAAAUCCCCCUGUUCCUGUCAGAGUCUCGACUGCCGCCGAAGGGGAGACCGUGACGGUGAGCUCACGAACCCUGCGGAGUCGUGAGAAUUCGCCUGUGUCGCAAAUCUCCCACUUGCCCGUGAUCAGUAAGCCUGUGAAUCCCGGCAAAGACAUUCAGAACGCUUCAGAAGACUGUGAUAAAACCUCCCGUCCAACGACGUCUCUUAGCGGGGCUAACGAGACCAGUGAAGUGCAAACCACAGAUGGUCCUAACUUGUUACCUUGCGGAGCUUCGAAAUCUUCACAUAGUUCGAAACCUAUUCCUAGACAGACUUCCAUGACAGAUCAUUUUAUGCUGCAAAAGGGCUCACGCUCCAAAGUGAAGGUCCAAGAGAGGAAGUCUAAUACGUCAGAGAACCUGUCGCGGGAGAAAUCUGAAGAGAGGUCUUCGCCGUCACCUCCCAUGUGCGUCAGAGGCGCUGGAAGCCACUCUGCAGCCUCUGAAUGAGAGAAUCAUUUUUUGAAAUAGUGUUUUUUGCUAUCUGUGAUUUCUCGGUCAUGUUAUUUGUUGUUGCCAAUAGGUCUCUGACAACUGCUCCUCAAUCAUCCAAUUGCAAAUUAGCAUCUUUCCCCUUCCAUCAUUACUUUUUACCGUACCCACCAUCAUUCAUUCAAUCAAAUCGUUUUGCCUCAUCUUUGAUCUCCGCUUUAUGCGCUAGCCCCCAUUUUUUCGGAUCCAGAAUCAGCUUUAAUGAACCUUUGUCGCCUUGGAUUGCAUUGGGUUGUGGUUAUUAUGAUUCCUGUAACUUUUGUCUCUCCAUGUGAAGCUUAAAACAAUCAUUUUUAGAUAGACCAAUAAUGAUAACAAUAAUCAUGUCGUCAUCUGAACAUCUCCCGUGUGUCAGCCAUGCCCAGAUCUCAUUUAUGAGCUUUGAUUCUUCACGUCUUGGACUGUAGAACUGAAGAUCAAAGAUAUUUUGUCCCACUUUUUCUUCUCAUAAUUGAGACUCUAGAAGUCUUUCUCCAAGUCGGGGUCCGAUGGGGCACCCAAUACUGAAAUCUUAUGGCAAUCACUAACAUCUGCUACCAUUAUAUCGUUAAAUAUAUAUAUUACAACUUUCCGAA
This is a messenger RNA of Tigriopus californicus, 1720 nucleotides long. Its product is annotated as cyclin-dependent kinase inhibitor 1B-like. Gene Ontology annotation, biological process: regulation of cell cycle. Gene Ontology annotation, molecular function: cyclin-dependent protein serine/threonine kinase inhibitor activity. NCBI's taxonomy places the organism in Eukaryota, Metazoa, Arthropoda, Copepoda, Harpacticoida, Harpacticidae. Gene Ontology annotation, cellular component: nucleus. The transcript has 3 exons. The record is from RefSeq and is a predicted model, not a curated record. The coding region runs from base 288 to 1103 and encodes 271 amino acids.